AUGGAGGUUCUAAAGAUCUCGUAUGGGGUAGAGAAGCUCCAAGGUCUGGUGGACGAGCGCAGGAGGCUGGUUUCCGUCCUCAAAAUGAAGCCGUCUACCAAUGACACGAUCAAUAUGAAAAGACAGAUGAAUGCGGUGCUGGACUCGCUGCAGGCCGCUGCGAAUGCAGCCACUAGCGAGGACUUUGUUCAGCUGAAUGCCCUCAUCGAAAAGUACAACGACGCGGUCGCCGACAUCCCUGAUGACUCGCUCGACAAAGAGCUCUACAAGUUUGCAAGUAUAGAUAAGCCUCCCGAGACCGCCAUAAGCAAACUGCCCGAGCCAAAGAAGGUGAGGUUUAAAGAUGAUGUGUUGGAGUACGAUGAAAGUACCCAAGAUGCGCCUACUGCUUUCGCACCUUACUCCGAUGAUGUAUCGGACGAGGAGCGGCUCGAACACGACAAAACCAGGCUUUUCCAAACGGGCAGCAGUGAAAGCACGGGCCUGGAUGGCUUGGCAGUAGCCCCGCAACUGUCUAACCAGGAGCUGUUCAUCCAGCAGCAGCAGCAGCUUCUCGAGCAAGACUCUCACUUAGACAAUCUUUCGCGGUCCGUGCACAGCUCACACGUUUUAUCGCUGGAUAUCCAUCACGAAGUGGCAGACCAAAACGACGGCGUUCUGCAAGACCUGGAGAGUCUCGUGAACAACAGUGGUCGCAACCUCGACCGUGCAAAGAAAAGGCUGCGCAUAUUUGAAAACACAGCUCGUGAGAACGGGCCGUGCUUCAUUAUUGUGGUGCUAUUCGUUAUUUUAAUAGUCCUUUUGAUCAUUCUGUGA
Molecule: messenger RNA, 816 nt
Organism: Lachancea thermotolerans CBS 6340
Lineage: Eukaryota; Fungi; Ascomycota; Saccharomycetes; Saccharomycetales; Saccharomycetaceae
Gene: SYN8
Product: syntaxin
Exons: 1
Coding region: 1-816 (271 amino acids)
Biological process (GO): vesicle fusion; intracellular protein transport
Cellular component (GO): SNARE complex; endomembrane system
Molecular function (GO): SNAP receptor activity; SNARE binding
Source: RefSeq, a predicted model, not a curated record